UUUUCUCUGCCCUUUAUUUGCCCCAGUCUCCUCUCCUCCCGCCGCUGUCUGGUCUUCUUCCCCUCUCCGUGGUUUCUUCGCCUCACUCUUCGUCUCCGCUGUAGCCAGACGACGCCCAUUUGUUCUUGAUCGAAGGAGAAUGGGCCCAGGUCUCUACUUCGAGAUCGGCAAGAAGGCCCGAGACCUUCUCUACAAGGACUACCAGACCGAUCAGAAGUUUACCGUCACCACUUAUACCUCUAAUGGAGUUGCUAUUACGGCUUCAGGUACAAGAAAGAAUGAUUUACUUUCAGGGGAGUUACAUUCUCAGAUAAAGAACAAGAAUAUUAUUUUUGAUGUGAAAACAAACUCAAAUUCCAAUGUCACAACCACAAUUACUGUUGAUGAAGUUGCAACCCCAGGGUUGAAGGCAAUUUUCAGCUAUGUUCUCCCUGACCAGAAGUCGGGCAAGGUUGAGGUUCAAUACCUGCAUGACUAUGCCGGAGUUAAUGCAAGUAUAGGAUUGACAACCAAUCCCGUGAUCAACCUUUCUGGUGUGAUUGGCUCCAAAGCUUUUGCAGUUGGUUCUGAUGUGGCAUUUGAUACUGCGUCUGGGAAUUUCACCAAGUGCAAUGCUGGUUUGAGCAUCACCAAUCAGGAUCUUAUUGCUGCCUUAACUCUGAAUAACAAGGGUGAUAGCUUGAGUGCUUCUUAUUAUCACAUAGUCAAACCUUUAACCAACACAGCAGUGGGUGGAGAGCUGACCCAUUACUUCUCGAGCAACGAGAACACUCUCACCUUCGGAACACAGCAUGUUCUGGACCCUCUGACCACAGUCAAGGCACGCUUCAAUAACUAUGGCAUGGCUAGUGCACUUAUCCAACAUGAGUGGAAGCCCAAAUCUUUCUUGACCAUCUCAGGUGAAGUUGACACUAAGGCCAUUGAGAAGAGUUCUAAAGUUGGCUUGUCAUUGGUGCUCAAGGCUUAGACACAAAUCAUAGGCGAAGCAGAAUUAUUUACUGUUACUGGUUAUGCUUAGUGCGCAUCAUCUAUAAAAUUGAGUCGAUUUGUUACUUUUCCAGUAUUCGUUUCUGCUUUGGUUUACAUUUAUUUCGAUACUCGACCUUUCAAAUAUUAUUAUUACUAUUAUUUUUCAGCAAAUGAGGCUAAGACCACCUCAACGUACA
Molecule: messenger RNA, 1166 nt
Organism: Zingiber officinale
Lineage: Eukaryota; Viridiplantae; Streptophyta; Magnoliopsida; Zingiberales; Zingiberaceae
Product: mitochondrial outer membrane protein porin 1-like
Exons: 6
Coding region: 140-967 (275 amino acids)
Biological process (GO): monoatomic anion transmembrane transport
Cellular component (GO): mitochondrial outer membrane
Molecular function (GO): voltage-gated monoatomic anion channel activity
Source: RefSeq, a predicted model, not a curated record